This is a messenger RNA of Exaiptasia diaphana, 1815 nucleotides long. RefSeq names its product anamorsin homolog. The transcript has 10 exons. The record is from RefSeq and is a predicted model, not a curated record. Gene Ontology annotation, molecular function: iron-sulfur cluster binding. Lineage: Eukaryota; Metazoa; Cnidaria; Anthozoa; Actiniaria; Aiptasiidae. Gene Ontology annotation, biological process: iron-sulfur cluster assembly. Gene Ontology annotation, cellular component: cytoplasm. Bases 67 to 924 code for a protein of 285 amino acids.
UAAGUGACCUUCAGACGGUUUUUACUGAGUCACGUUUUGUGUUGUUUGACUGUGUUUUUCUCUGUCAUGGACGUUGAAUUAAAAGAAAAACAAAAUGUAUUAGUCCUCUGGUCAGGGAAUCAUCCUCCUAAGGAUAUUGAAGAAGUCAUAGGACAUUAUAAUAAGAUGGUUGGACAAGGCGGAAAAGUUUCGUUGGAACACUCUGACAGACUACACAUGGCUUCUCAUGGUGGUUCAAGCUUUGAUGUUGUUUUGUCUGGAGUGAUGAUUGAUUCAACACAAGUACAUACUAUGGAGUUAUUAACAGAAAUUGCUAGAAUACUCAAGCCAAAUGGAAAGCUGCUACUCAGGGAAUGUGUUGGAGCCUCGGAAGGAAAAAGGUCUCCAGAGAAAAUAGUGUCUUCUAUGAAGCUGUCUGGAUUUAUUGACGUUUCUGAGCCCAAAGAUAUGUCAUCAAUUGUUGAGAUAUCUUGUCUGAAGCCAAACUUUGAAGUUGGUGCCACUUCUCAACUAUCAUUUUCUUUUGCUUCAAAACCAGCUCAGCCAAAGGUUGACAAUAAUGCUGCAAAAAUAUGGACCUUGUCAGCUCAAGAUAUUGAUGAUAAAGAAGUCGAUCUAGUGGAUACAGAUGCUCUGUUGGAUGAAGAYGAUCUAAAGAAACCUGAUCCACUGUCUUUGAAAAGUGAUUGUGGCACAAAUAAAAUUGGUAAAAAGAAGGCAUGUAAAAACUGUACUUGUGGUCUUGCUGAGGAACUUGAKGGAGGCAAACCAACAGCCACMAARACAGUUACAUCAUCCUGYGGAAGUUGUUACCUUGGCGAUGCCUUCAGAUGCUCUACCUGUCCUUACCUUGGUAUGCCAGCUUUCAAACCUGGUGAGAAAAUUGCACUUACRGACAGACAGCUAAAAGGUGAYAUCCAGUAGGRRAAUURUCACGUAUUAGRCAUGAAAUAUUAUAGGUAUCCUGAACCUGCUACUCAGUCAAAGUUCAGUACUUUUGGUAAUCAUAGAUAGUAUGUAGAUUCUAUCACUGACUUUACCUCAGUUUGCUCUCUGUAGUUGGACUUAACCAACAGAUCAUGUAGUCUACAUCCUCAGGAACCCAGACGUAAUCUUCUGUCGUUGAGGAACGAACGACAGAAGAUUACCCAUUCCUGAGGAUGUGUAGUCUAGUGUAAGAAAGGUUUAAAARUUUGCACUUUUUGAAUGUAAAAUAUUUAUGUUCUCUUUGCAUUUUGAUGGUCUCUGUACAAGAAUGAUUUUCAUACUGCUCUAAUUAUUUAUAUCAAAGAAUAUGUUGACCUCAAUAUAUAUGAAUCCAUUGCUUACAUGCUGAAAAUAUCACCAUUUUAAAUAUAGUCUGCGUUAGGACUAAGCGGGGCUGACAACUCUCUUUUUUGUGAGGAAGGGUAGGGAGGGUGAGCACUCCAGAAAAUAUAMAGAAAUUGUCAUACAACGAUCACAAGGCAUAAAAUGACUGGAAUGGGCWGCCCUACAAAGUYCUGAUGUAAUUAUUCUACCAAAUAACCUCAACUGCACAUAAAAUUAUGAGAAGGUUUAGAUAACAUUGAUAGAACAUAGAAAGGGAUUUUCAUAAUAAGUAUAUUGCAUAUUACAGUAUUACAGUAUCAUUGUAUUUUUAUUGUACAAACUYAUUGGGAAAUUGAUUGAAGCUAAAAAACUGCAUUAAUAAACAAAUAGCAAAAUCGGCUUUCUUAUUGGGCUGUGGAAUAAAUCACAAGCUCACAAUCUUCAUUAAUUUGUAAAAUAGAAUUCAGUGAAAUAACUCUUACUGAUUAAAAAUGUUCURUCAAA